Molecule: messenger RNA, 2543 nt
Organism: Andrographis paniculata
Lineage: Eukaryota; Viridiplantae; Streptophyta; Magnoliopsida; Lamiales; Acanthaceae
Exons: 7
Coding region: 305-1363 (352 amino acids)
Biological process (GO): transport
Molecular function (GO): transporter activity
Source: RefSeq, a predicted model, not a curated record
UAUUUUCUUGAUUGGUGUCUCUCUUAUUCCCAUUUUUCUGGAUUACUGUCCUUUUAACUUACAGAUUCCUUUGAGCCAGCGGAUUAGUAUUACGUCGGCCACCAUCACCAACGCCAUUUGUCGGCACCUAGUAAUUCAUUCAAUGUAAUUGUCAGUAACCCAUCUCUUCAUUCGUUUAUCAUCGUGUGCAUACGUGUCUCGUUGCUCCAUUUCGUGUGCUUAUCUCAAACACGAUUGAGAGAAGUCACGUCGGCUGCGCCGAUACUCGGACCCGACCGCAGUACAGCACUCUGCAGUAUCUUGUAUGCUUUUCCAGCCCAGAAGAGUAUUUUAUAUUGUAUCAACCACCUCAUACGUCGGGGAGGUCUUCGCUGUCUACAAAGGGCUGAACAAGAUCUUUGGGUCCAUCAUUCAACUCCAGGCUUUUCUUGGUCUUGAUUAUUCGCAACUCCAUCGGGAUUCGACUCUAGAUAGAUCCAUCAUGGAUCGCGGGCAGUUUACUUUGAUGGGAUCAACUGUCUGCGUCAUGCUCUGUCUGCACUUUUCGAUUCAGCUGGUGUCCCAACAUUACAUGUCCUGGAAGAAGCCAAAGGAACAAACGACAAUAAUUAUUAUUGUACUCAUGGCUCCAUUGUAUGCUAUCGAUUCCUAUGUUGGCUUGCUAGACAUACGUGGGAGUACAACAUUUUUCACUUUCUUGGAUUCCAUUAAAGAAUGUUACGAGGCUCUGGUGAUGGCAAAGUUUCUGAGUUUGAUGUAUACAUACUUGAACAUAUCUAUCAGCAAAAACAUAGUGCCUGAUGAGAUUAAAGGCCGAGAAAUUCAUCACUCAUUUCCCGUUACUCUUUUCCAGCCUCACACUGUGCGGUUGGAUCACAAAAAUUUGAAACUCCUCAAAGACUGGACAUUGCAAUUUGUGGUCAUCCGCCCUGUUUGUUCGGUUUUGAUGAUAGCCUGUCAGCUUCUCGAUGUUUAUCCGAGCUGGCUCAGCUGGACAUUCACCAUCAUCCUGAAUGUUUCGGUUUCACUAGCAUUAUAUUCUCUUGUAGUCUUCUACCAUGUCUUUGCAAAGGAGUUGGCGCCGCACAAACCUUUGGCAAAGUUUUUAUGCGUAAAAGGCAUCGUCUUCUUCUGCUUCUGGCAGGGAAUUGUGCUCGAAAUUCUUGUGGGGAUGGGGAUAUUAAAGUCGAACCACUUCUGGCUUGACGCGGAGCAUUUAGAAGAAGCUCUUCAGAAUGUGAUGGUGAUUGUGGAGAUGGUGUUCUUCUCCCUCUUGAUGCAAUAUGCAUACACUGCUGAGCCUUACCGCAUCGGGUCGGUCUUGGCCGCAGGCUCGGAGAAGAGUGACAAGAAGACUGAGUGAGAUUGUAAGCUUUUUUGCUUGUGCCUAUUGUAUGUUAGACAACAAUGGCAUGCCUUCUUUUAGGCUUUUGAAGGUUAGUAGAUGCCUUGUUUGGUGUCUGUUUUGUAAUAAAAUUGGAUUGGAAUUUUGUAAUUUCACUUGCUUGAUAUUAAUCAUAUUAUUCAUACAAAUUGGGGAAGCAUUUCUGAAGCUCAAACCACAACUAUUUCAAACUAAAAUUAAAAAGAUGGAUUGAGCGAAAUUGUGCCAAAUGAUUGAUAUUAUGGGCCGGUGGGCCAAGACGUAGUAAUUGGGUUGAAGAGUGUGUAAUUUCAUUAUCUUAUUUUUAAGAGUCGCAUUUUGGAAACUUAAAUCGUUGAUUGGUGGUUGACGACUUUUCUGGAGGCUAAAAUAUAAGUUUACUUGGGCGAGACGGCUAUUCGGAUUCGGGCAGGAUAAUUGGUGCUGGUGAUGGGACUAACGGAGGAGCUCCGAUGGACCGCCGGGAAACUCAAGAGCGUCGGCAAGUUCGCCGUUGAAUCUGCCGUGGCGGAAUACCUGAAAGGAAGUAUGCAAGUGUAUACAAUUGUGAAGGGAAAACUUAAUGGUAAAAUCCCUUUAAACCUUUCGAACGGAAAUAAGAACAAAACCUCUGCGAUAGUGGAAGAGAUGCAAGCAAAGCUAGAGAAGAUGCAACAAGACAUGAAUGACAUUGAGCACCAAACAAAGAUUUCAAUCCAUACAAAACAAGGACAGCCAGAACAUCCCACAAAGCAACAUUGUGAGGAACCUGUAAAGGUCUCUGCACAUGAGGCCAUGAAUCGCAGAAAGAUUUUCAUCCGCUCCCGGCUGUAAAAGAAUUUUGAAGACAAGGAGGAAAGCUGUUGUCAUGAACCCUUGCAAAUAUUGCAAGGGUUAUGAAUACAGCCAAUAGAUUGAAUACACAUUGCCUUGCUAGGCAUUGUCAUAUGUGAUUAUUUAGCAAUAUACUCAUCUUUCGUGGAACUGUCUACUAGGCAUAACUUCUUUAAGAGGUCUCGGUUAGUGCCUUUUAUUUUGGUGCCCUGUCUGAUUCUUAGUAUAUACUUGUUUCGGAGAGAAUCAUGUCAUUAUCUAGAAACCUAAGAUCGUACUUAUUGGUUUCUUCCCUAUGUAGUAAUCCUCUUGAUGACAAGAAUAUUGAUUAGCUAUGUUUACUAUA